AUGGCAUAUUUUCUCUUUCCUGCAACAGCGGCACCCAAAAGCCUUCGCCCGCGAAAUUGUUAUGGAACAAUUUACACGGACAUAGUUCGCGCAUCCUCCGAUGCCAUCGACGCCUUGACGAUUUAUCGCCGUCUCAUAUUUUCCAAGGAUGCACGUGUCGAUAAUGCUGGGUUCACCGCGUUUGACGCACAUGUCGGUGACACCUCCUGCCAGCUGCGAGCCGGAAUGCUCCUCGACAUGACCAAGAAGCAUAGGCACUGGGCCUCAAGCAGCAGUGACAAAGAAGCGUCCUGGCUCGACAAAUACAUCGAACGACUCACCAGCGUGCGUGACGGCGCACGGAAGAUGCUGGCCAAGCUCACAAUUGAGCGCGUUCACCCCGAGAAACUGAGGAUUGGUGCGAAGAAAGAUAGUCCGGACGGGUUACUCCGCCACUUGGGAUGGGAUGAACAGGAAAUAUUGAGUUCCAUUAGGGCUAUCUAUCCCAAAUCCCAGGUGAAAAAACCACGGGUUCACGACGGCUGUCUAAACGGCUGGGAUUUGAUCAAGUGGCACCAGGAGCAGCUGGUCGCUAUCUGCCAGGAGAAUGGCUUGUGGCAGAUUUUCGACGAUCUAGCAGUACUGCACAGCUCUAUUGCUCGCCAAGAAAACAAGAACGCGGUGUUUGUGGAUGAUUACGACGUCAGGCCGACAGCGGAGAGUGUCCCACCGUCAGGUGCAUCCAUAGCAUCGUCCAACGAAGGAGUGGAUGGGAUUGAGUGGAAUCCGCUAGACGCAUGGACGAUGGUUCGAUUCCUCACCUACUGUUUUGUUCUUUCCAAGUACAAGAGCUUCCGUCGGUUCCAGCACGUCGUGGGGGCGCGCAUCGACCCUGAAGCAGCGAUCAAGGCAGGUGACGAAAUGGUGCGCGAUGUGUGGGACUAUAAUCUCCACGACUACAAGUACUCCCGAGCCACUCGCCGAAUCGAGCUGGAGUUUGGAAUCUUGCAGAGCUGGGUAUCGAAAUUGAGUUCUGCAUGGUUGUAUGAUAUUGCAAAGACAUCGGCAGCCUCUCCUAGAAUUGAUAGUUUGAUGAUGCGUACCAUCCGGACCUCUUCAAUCAACCUAACAUGCAUCCCGACAUAUGUCGGCUAUUUGGCCAUGAGAGAACUAUGGGGGCGAGACGGCGACCCUUUAAUUCUGGUCGACCGGCAUUUCUGUGACAGCGGUUACCACUCCAACUUUUUCCUCGCCACGCUCGGGCUCGAAGACACGAAUGUGACGGACCAAGAUGGAUUUCCACCACAGCGUCUACCCCUCAAGCACAAAGUGACAUGGAAAAUUGAGAGAAUCAGCAAGGACUGGCUCCAACACCAUGAAGACCAACACCUUCCGCACGUCAUCAUCAUGGGAAACAGCAUAGAGGGCUCCUAUGACGAUUACAUGGUGGCGUCAAGCACUCGCCAGCGACACGAGAAGGACGACUGCGACGACAACGAAGCACACAUAGCCAAAUUCUUGGAUCACGAUCAUGAUAGACUAACACUAGCCUUUUUUGCGAGACAUAGGCAUUAUACGUUUGAUCUGUACAGUUCGAAAACUGGUACCAACGUCGCUGAUGAGCGGGAAGAGGUCGCAGAGCAGAUGGAACGGGUCUUCCCUGGGUUAGCAGAGCAGUGGAGUAUUUCUGAUCAAGAAGCAGACGCGAUGGGUACUGCAGGCGAGUCAUUGCACAUGUUUGCUUGGCAGCAUGCGUUCACGGAGACCAAGGGCCGGAUUGCAGAAUUGGUUUCUACGGCGAAGGACACGCUGCCGAUUUCGCCUCCGUUGGGAAAGAUUCACUGA
Messenger RNA from Aspergillus candidus, 1824 nucleotides. RefSeq lists its product as uncharacterized. Lineage: Eukaryota; Fungi; Ascomycota; Eurotiomycetes; Eurotiales; Aspergillaceae. The coding region runs from base 1 to 1824 and encodes 607 amino acids. The transcript has 3 exons. The record is from RefSeq and is a predicted model, not a curated record.